This is a messenger RNA of Cuscuta campestris, 878 nucleotides long. NCBI's taxonomy places the organism in Eukaryota, Viridiplantae, Streptophyta, Magnoliopsida, Solanales, Convolvulaceae. The record is from the annotation of a GenBank genome assembly.
GUUCGUUUGAAAGCUUGUUGAUCUAUUGUAACACUGUUAAACUGCUGGACUGCAGGAAUCUUUCUAAUUGCAGUUCACAACUGCCUUUGUAAAGCACAUCUUUCCAGCUGAUCUAAGAACACUUUCUGGAUUGCGAUGUGUGAUGGAUUUGUCUUUUAUACCACGAUUCUAUGAGCUGUUUGGGCCCAACCCAUCCAGCAUUGUCAGUCAAUUGUGCAAGGAGAUUCACCAAGUCGACCAGGCAAGAGAAUGAAAACGAGUAUGAUGCACAGAAUGAUACAAACAACAGGGGGAUGUCCUCGCCUCACUAGAUUCUCUUUUCACGCCCCUAAGAUGGUAGAGGUGGAAUUCAACAAUGGCAGUCUGUACCAUUUGUCAGCCGAAUAUCUGAGAAUAUAUAGCCCUGCUGCUGAUAGUAAGAUCCGUUCAGUUGGCGGUGAAAAGGUGAUAUCGGGAAGGCGUUACGUUGGGAUGAUGUCAGCAGAAGCAGUUGGGAACUACGGUGUGAGGUUGGUAUUCGACGACAUGCACAAGACGGGUAUCUUUACAUGGGAUUACUUGUACCAUCUUGGGAGCAACAAGUUCCCCCUCAUGAGAAAUUACAUCAAUACCCUCAAGAGGCAUGGACUGACUCGGGAUCCUCCACCUCCAAGAAGAAAGUGACAAUAAGUAAGAUCCCACACAUUUGGCUCUCAUAUACUUCAUAAGUUUCCAAGUCGUUUUCUAAGGCAAUCAUAAGACCAAUGUUAACAGCGUCCCUACUUUCGGGAACGGAUAAGAUCUGCGUACACACAGUCUUCAGACCUUACUUUUUUUUUGAAAUUUUACUAGGUUUGUUGUAAUACGACUAAUAAAGAAAUUAAAAUGACCAAUGGUUA